This is a messenger RNA of Rotaria sp. Silwood2, 2100 nucleotides long. NCBI's taxonomy places the organism in Eukaryota, Metazoa, Rotifera, Eurotatoria, Philodinida, Philodinidae. The record is from the annotation of a GenBank genome assembly.
ACUAGUACGACUAGCACAACUGGCACGACUAGUACAACUAGUACGACCAGCACGACUAGUACGACUAGCACAACUGGCACGACUAGUACGACUAGCAAGACUAGUACGACUAGCACAACUAGCACGACUAGCACCAUUUCAUCAUCAACAACAUCAUCGAGCUCAACUACGACUACAACUAAAACAGUAACAACAACAAGUGAGCCGAAGCUCUAUUAUGCUAUGUGAAUUCUAUGAGUCAGUCAUUAUGAAGUAGGACUCUAUAUAGGCUACAGGAUUUGGCCCAGCGAAACUUUUUUUGAAGUCCGACCGGUGCAUAGCUAUAUAUUGUUUAACCGGGCGGACCAUGUUUGAGUUAGACCAAUCUGGCUCGGACUAUCAUUUAAGUUUAAUAUACUCAGUCUUUUGUGAAAAAUUUCAAUUAUUGAAAAAAUUUACGAAAAUAUUUUAUACCAAAUUAAAGCUCAUCAAAAAUCGGUUCUAUUGGUACUAUAUAGUAAAAGUUAUACACAUCUUUUUAUGUCACAGUUAAGGUAGUUUAAAAAGUUUUAUACUUUUUAUUGGCCCAGAAAAUUAAAUGUUAUUUACUCAAAUAUGGAGUAAAACUAUUUUCUUGAAUAUUUUUACAUGGUUCAAUAGAACUCGUCGAGUUCUACAAAGCUGCAUCUUUUUGUAAUAAAAAAUUCAAAAAACUACUUGGAAAAUCUCAAAAAAAUGUCGAAAAAUUGAUUUUUUAUAGGAAAAAAAACACCAACUUUUUCAACAAGAUUAGCUUUUUUUCAUUGUUCUCAUAAAAGUUAAUAACUCAACUAUCAUUAUAUUAUUUGAAGAAGGAUCGAAUAACAUAGAGAGAUAAGACUCUUCUCGCUCUAUUAUACCAUACAGAAAAAAAGUUUCUUUAAUCUAACUAUACAGUAUUUAAAUGGGAAGUGGCUAUGUACACUCAAGUACACAGAGCCGCGUGGCUAUGUGCACUCAUUUGGGGGGGGGGGCAGAGAAAACAAAUUAAUUGAAAGUGGGGUUUUGAUGAAAGCUGCAGUACAAAUAGAGUACGGUGUGGACAAUGAAGGGGGACAAUGAGCGGCUGAGAAAAGUUUGGGAAAUGAACAUGGCACAAAAUAGGAUAUUGGAACGAUUUCGAAUGAGAAUGAGAAGGGCAACACGGAUAUUUCCGUUCCAUACACCUCAGGAAUCAUCUCCACACGCUCACUCAUACACUAGAACUAAUUUUUCUGCACGUACAUUCACUCACUGACACCCUCACGUGAUUCAACUCCUCAUUCCUUCUAUCAGCAUCUCAUCUCUUCAUCCAUAUCCAACCUACGCUCAUUUUGUUCAUUCAACUCUAUUACAUGGAUAUGCCAUCAUCAAUUAAAUGACUGAUCCCCCUCCAAAUGAGUACGCAUAGCCACACGACUUUGUACACUCGAGUGUACAUAGUCACACGGCUAUAUGUAUUUGAGUGUACAUAGCCACUUCCAUUCAAAUGCUAUUCAUAUCUCUUUUGAUAUUCUCUAAGUGAUUGAUCAACUUUAACUUUUUUUGUCAUAUUUAGCUAGUAGCACUACAACAACCGCAUCAACUAUCACGGUUACAUCGAAUGCAUGCACAUCAAAUUGGAAUAGUAUUACAUUACUUUAUCAUUGCUAUAACAGUUGUCCUUCUAGCAGUCAGUACGGACAAUACACAUAUACAUAUACAGCUAUUGCUAAUGUAACACGAAUUACAUUUGCAUUACGUAAUGAUUUGCACUUUUUUGGACUGGAUAAUAUAUCUAUAUGGAAUAAUGCAGCACCUAAUACUCAACUUAUUGUCAAUGGUGAUUUUGAGACAAACACAGUGACACCAUGGAUCUAUUGUAAUCCAUUUAAUGCAAAUUUUUCUGGAGAAAUAGCAACAGGAAAUGUUUAUGAUCAGAAUAAUUAUAGAUAUAUGCCUAAAUCUGGUUCAGACUUUUAUUUUGAUGGAGCUGUAGGAAAUCCCGAUUAUCUUAGUCAAACAUUUGUAACCACAAUCGGUAAUAUAUACACAAUAUCAUAUUGGCUACUCAACCCAAUCUCAACAAAUGUUAUUAGCGUUGAUGUUCUAAUGAGUAUUUAA